AAAACAUAAAUUUCUCAUACUCAUAGCACCGCGCUUUUCAAAAACACAGCCAAACCCUUCAAGAUGAUGUAAGACAAUAUCUAAGGCAAGGAAAAAACUGUAAAAAUCAUUAUCUUAACUACACAAGCCCUUAAAAAUGUCUGGAAAGGUAGAUAAGAAGGCCACGUUCAGUAGAGAUGAGCUUCUUUCUUUUUCCAAAGAGGAUUUGGCCGAUCAUAUUAUGCGACUUCAGGCAAGCAAUACCCAGUUAAGAAACCUGAUAAAGAAACAGACAGAGGAAGGCAGUAAAAAUAUCCCAUCGACCUCCCAGCAACGCAAAUUUGAUUUUAAGAAACACUGCAAGCGUCACAUCCUUCUACGAAUCUUGUACAUGGGCUGGGACUAUCAAGGCUAUGCAACUCAGGAAGAUACAAACAACACAAUUGAGCAUCAUUUAUUUGCGGCUCUUAAAAAGUCUUGCCUUGUUGAAGAUAGACAGACCAGUAAUUAUCACCGAUGUGGCAGAACCGACAAAGGUGUUAGUUCAUUUGGGCAAGUCAUCUCAAUAGAUGUACGGAGUAAAUUAAAAGAAGACUAUUCUAUGGAUACUGAUCCAGCCAAGGAGUUACCAUACUGUAAAAUUUUGAACAGGUUACUUCCAAAUGAGAUAAGGGCAGUAGCAUGGCGUCCUGCUCCUUCUGACUUCAGCGCCAGAUUUGACUGUCAGCAACGAACUUACAAGUAUUACUUUCCCAGGGGCAGCCUUAAUCUGGAUGCAAUGAGGAAGGCUGCACAGUAUGUCUUGGGGACUCAUGAUUUCCGUAAUUUGUGUAAAAUGGAUGUUGGAAACGGGGUCGUAAAUUAUGUAAGGGAAAUCCGUAGUAUAAACAUAGAGAACUGUACAGGAAGUCAAGGCCAAUAUAAUUCCAGGUAUGAUAUGAUGGUCUUAACAUUGAUUGGUACUGCAUUUUUGUGGCACCAAGUGCGUUGUUUGGUUGCAAUACUCUUAUUAGUUGGACAAGGAUAUGAGGAGCCAGAAGUUAUGGUGCAGCUUUUAGAUAUAGAAACUAACCCAAGGAAACCGCAAUACAGUAUGGCAAGUGAGGUGCCGUUAAAUCUCUUCCAUUGUCAAUAUCCUUUUGAUGACUCACUUUGGCUUGUUGAUGAAGAAACAAUAAGUGAAGUACAGAGCAGUCUUCAAAGAAUCUGGACUUUUAGUUCUGUUAAGACAGUCAUGCUGACAGACGUAUUGCAACAGAUUUCAAAGCUUAAAGCAAAGGAUUCAAAUUUUGAUGCAAGUGAAGCUCUUUUGCAAGGUGUAAAAUCAAAAAUCUACAAGCCCCUACUGGAAAGGCAGACAUGCGAGAGUCUGGAAAGCCGCUUACAGCACUAUGCCAAGAAAAGAAGAUUAGAUGACUGCAAAAGUGAGAGUAAACCCACAGCAAAAAUUGAGGGAGAUAUGGACUAAAUAAAUGUAAAUUACUAAUAA
Messenger RNA from Frankliniella occidentalis (western flower thrips), 1468 nucleotides. Its product is annotated as tRNA pseudouridine(38/39) synthase. Gene Ontology annotation, biological process: tRNA pseudouridine synthesis; mRNA pseudouridine synthesis. The transcript has 9 exons. The record is from RefSeq and is a predicted model, not a curated record. NCBI's taxonomy places the organism in Eukaryota, Metazoa, Arthropoda, Insecta, Thysanoptera, Thripidae. Gene Ontology annotation, cellular component: nucleus; cytoplasm. Gene Ontology annotation, molecular function: pseudouridine synthase activity; RNA binding. Bases 137 to 1447 code for a protein of 436 amino acids.